GCCUGGUGGAGAGCAGCGGGGUGAAAUUUGCAGCGUAGACAGCGCAGGGGCAGCCAGUCCUGCUCGCUAGAAAGAAGAGGCUUGGCGUUUCCCUUUAGUUGCUUGCUUUCUCCCACUGCUACCGGCAAGUGCAGUUCGACUUUUCCUGCUCCAACCUCAGGUUGCACAACUCCCGCUAGGACGCAGUCAGCACGCUAUCCUCUAGCCUGACACAGUCACGUGAUCGGCAGACCGCGACCAACAACAUUACGUCACCAUGAAGUGGUUUCAAUGGAUCACAUUCGCCCUGGUGACCCUGCUCAUCAUUGAACUGAUGCUGGUACCGAACGAGACUUCGGCUUUUUGGGGCCGCCGCCGCCGCCGCCGAUCCUCCCGGAGAAGACGUAGCUUUUUCCGCCGUAUUGCCGAAGGUGUCCAUAAGGUUGUCCGCAGUAAGCCAUUCCGUAUUGCCUCAAGCGUUGUGAGUACUGUCAGCGGUAUAGUGGGUAUUGGAUGCUGCGCGGCCACUCCAAUUCCGCCGAUCGCACCCUUUGCCGCGGGAUGCUGCGUAGGUACAAGAGUCAUAGCAGGCGUUAGCUGCGGACUUAACACCUAUCAAGCGGCCCACGAUUACAAGGAGGGCAAGACUACGAACGCAGCCGUGGGUCUUGCCAGCGCGGGCAGCUCGUGCCUUGAGGCUACUACCGGCUCCGGUGCGUUGGGUCACGCGUACAAGGGAAUAAAGGCCCUUGGCAAGAAGCGUCGUCGCAGAUCAACUGAGGUGCAACAAUGCCCGAAAGCAACUCACAUCGCGUCGGACGCAGCCAAGCUGAAGAUGCACAUCUGUACUCUCCUUGAGCUGCGCACGGCGUGCCGUAAGGUGCGCUCCACGAAGAGAUAUGAUCUGCUGAAUAAGGUCAUUCGCAGCUCCAAGGCGGCCGUCUUGGGAUUCGCCAAAUUGAUCCCGAACCGCUCGAUGUUCCGCAGCCUUGCACUGAGCUCAUGUAAACGUACUCGGAUGCUACCUACUUGCCAGCCGUCUGUGCUCGAGGUUCGCGAAUCCAUGCGUCCGGUCAUCGAGAGUCCAGGCUUCGAUCCGGCGACCAAUCCCUGCCGUCUCGUCAAGUCAACGAAGCCAAGUCUGACGUCAUCGCAGUGCCUGAAGCGAGAGAUCUACGCUUUCUUUCACCUGACCAAGGUGCUAAAGAACAUCCAGGUGGACAUGGCACAGCUAGCACCCACCAUGGCAUAGAGCAAGGCUGCGGAGGUCUGGCAAGGCCAGGAUGUCGAUCAAGCGCCGCCGCCGCCCCGGCAGAACAGGUGGCGGUGAACACUCAUUGAAUUUAGUCCAAAGUACACACGUAUGUGCCACAUGCUGAGGGCAGGUUAAUGCACCCACGCAUACGCACGCACACGCACACAUAUACGCACGCACACGCACAAACACCCACGUACACCCGAACGCACAUCCACGUGCAAACGUAACUAUGCAAACACACGCAUCCCAUCACGCACACCCCCAUACAUGUGUACCCGCGCGUACGGGUGCAUGCACAUUCAUACACGCCUACCCCACAGGCAAGCACAUUUUCUCCGGUGUGAAUGCCCCUUCUGAUCUGCCGCUACCAAUGUGUGUCCCACUGAAACUAUGCCCAGAGUAUUCCUUUGCUCUCUUCUCAGGCUUUUCUGUUCUCUUCGAAUUUGAUAUCAUUUUCAGGAUGGAAUCUCCUCGUCAGGUAUAUAGCUCACAAUAGUUUGUAGACCUACUUUCAGUCUCUGCAUCAAUGCGGAUUUAUUACAAUCGUUAUAAUUAUUAAAAUUUAAUAUUAUAAUAAUAAUCACAA
Messenger RNA from Sycon ciliatum, 1823 nucleotides. RefSeq lists its product as uncharacterized. The transcript has 2 exons. The record is from RefSeq and is a predicted model, not a curated record. Bases 257 to 1231 code for a protein of 324 amino acids. NCBI's taxonomy places the organism in Eukaryota, Metazoa, Porifera, Calcarea, Leucosolenida, Sycettidae.